GAAAUCAGUAAACAAAGGAUGGUUUCUUUUGUUCGUGGAGGCUGUGAGUGUUUUAAAUGCCUGACAUAAACAAAUAAAGGCUUCCCUGGAGUGGAGCGGAGCGGGCAGCGGAGCAAAUGGCGCCGGCGGUGCGCCCCUGGCGGCCGGGCGACGAGUCGGCGUGUCGCGCGCUGCUCUCCGAGGCAGCCAUGGCCACCGUGCACACUGCCUUCCUGUCGAGCCUCACCCGCGAGCUCACCUUCCAGCUGGUCGUGCUCACCGCCGCGCUCUUGUUCAUCUUCGUGGGCGUGCCGCUGGCCCGGUGCGCGCUGGCGGCGCCCCUCGUCGGCGCGGCGCUGUACGCCGGCGUGUGGCUGAGCCACGCCCAGCAGGCCGCGCGCGCCUCCCAGGGCCUCCACACGGCCCCACGCCGCGGCGGCUGCUGGGUGGCCGAGCUCCCGGGGCCGCUGCUGGGCCGGCCGCGCGUGGUGGGCGUCAUCGCCGUGACGCAGAGCCUGCGCGCCGAGGACCGCGCGUGGGUGCCGCGCCUGGCCGUGGCGCGUGCCUACCGCCGGCGCGGUGUUGCCUCUGCGCUGCUGGACCGCGCGCUCGCCUUCUGCCGUGACCAGGGCUAUGUGGCCGCGGAUCUGGUCAUCUCCGAGUACCACGACGCCGCGCGCCGGCUCUUCCACGAGAAGGGCUUCUCGCUGCGGCAGGUGUACCACCGGCCCGUCCUCGGCUCGCUGGUCACCGUCUGCCUGUACCAGCUGUGCUUCGAGAUCAGGGCCGGCCGCUUGAGCGCUGAUCCGUGAUCGCGCGGUGGGCGGUACCCCCACCACAGACUCUGACCAACCCUCUUCCUCCCUUGCCAGUUUCACCUUCAUUUAGGAUUUAUACAGAGCUCAACAGCUCUUAAGCAUCAUUUAAUAACAAAUUGCACAUCUAAAUUUCACAGCUAGGUAUACAAUUUCAUAUAACAGAAUUAACCUAACCUAAUAUUAACAUAUGAUGUUCUUUAAAAAAAAAAACCUGUUUGUAAAAUUUAAUAUAAUGAGUGUUAAUAUAAUGGUUUAUGAUAUUUAUUAACUAUAUUUGUUUGCAAACUUAAUAUGACCCAAACGAACAAAAUAGAAUGGCUACUGUUUGUAAAUGAAUUUAUAACAAUUUUUAAUAAAGUUAAACCUUGCUAACUACCUCAAAUUAGGGAAACACAAGUAAUAUGUGGUGAAGUGAAAAAGCUUAACAGUUGUUCAAAAAGAUAAGGUAACUUUAAACUACAUACCCUUAGUUAAACAACUGUGUGGUGAAAUUGGCCUUAAUAUGAGUACAAAAAUAAUCUAGAAAAUGUGUUUUAUAUAACUUUAUACUGGCGUUGCAAACGAUGCCAGCAAAAUUAUGGGAUGAAAAUUAUUUAAAGGAAAAAAAAACAUUUAUCUUAAAAUUACUAUGUAAGAAUUAAUGAAGUUAUUUUAACAAUUUUUCAUCAAUACUUAUUUUUAUAUGUUCCAGCAGACACACAAUUUUCCUUGGAAUCAACACCAUUCUCAAGUAAUUUUUGUAAAAUCUCGCGGGACUAAAAUACUUAUUUUGCAACAAAAUUUAAAAAUAUUUCAACAUUUAUUAUGACAUUUUAAAUUUGGCUAACCAUAACUAUCCAAACCUUAUACUUUUGGUAUGGUGACCUCUACCUAAUAGCCUUCACAUUAAAACCUAGACGUUUUGAAAAAAAUAAUAUAAAAACCAAGCAAUAUCUCACAAUCAUUUAUUAGUCAUUACCUAACACUGCAGAAAUACUUACUUGACUAUGCUAAACAUAAAUGCAAUUAAAAAAAGUAAUGUUUACAGUCUAAUUUCCUGAAGGAAACAAAAAACCUCAGAGGUUGCUGUGCUGUCUCUCUAUUACCUUUGCUCCUGCCCCUAGCAGUCUCAACAAACCUUUUUUCUUGAGGAUUUCUUCAGCUCUUGUGAUUAGAAUAUUGUAGAUCUGUGCACUCGUAAAUUGGUCUGGAGACUGGAAGCACUUCGAAUAGGAAACUAUAUUUCAGUUAGGGGAUUGCUGUGGACAAGAGCGGCAGUCGGAAGCACUCGGCUGUUAGUCAUGUGCAAUCACAAAUCUUAAGAACUUAAGUGUGGGGAGGGGGUGGGGUUAAAAUGACCAACCAUAAAUAAAAAUUGGUUCACCCUUUUUUUUAUAUUAAUGAAAUAUUUUAUUUCCUCUCGUAUAUCUUGUUAUUUUGUAUGGGAUUAUAUCCACAUUCCAUACAUAAUUAUUGGCUGUGUGGUGUAAAUACCAAGCCUACAGAAGUGUUUUACAAGUAUUUUGUUACUCUGUGACAAAGUGUUAGUGUGACUUGGUACGUUCAGGUGAGAGUUUUUCUAUACAUUAAUGUUCAGUGAAAUCUAUAUGUGAACUGUGGUGUGUAUUUACUUGUAUGUAGGUCCAGAAGACAAACUGACUUAUGUAUUGUAUGGGCCUGCCUACGAUUGUCAUCAGCAAUGCAUAAUUGAACUACUUGUAUAUCAUUGACUGACCAAUAUAUUUUUGUAUCCAGUUGGAGUAAAGUCUUCUUUUUAGACUAGCUAAAUCUAUGACUGAAUGCAUCAGUGCACCUUGUAUUCAUCUUGAGGCACUACAAUCCCUGGAUGAAGUCUGCCUGGGCUGCUUCGAGACGGACAGAAGUGGCAGAACACUCGGGUUGGCAGUAUUACCUCUAGAGUGAUUUACGAGCUGUGCACAUCAGAUUUUGUAUUUUGAGAAUAAAAAAAAUUGUUUAUGCUGGUU
Bacillus rossius redtenbacheri is the source of this 2761-nucleotide messenger RNA. RefSeq names its product N-acetyltransferase 8-like. The transcript has 2 exons. Gene Ontology annotation, molecular function: N-acetyltransferase activity. Lineage: Eukaryota; Metazoa; Arthropoda; Insecta; Phasmatodea; Bacillidae. The record is from RefSeq and is a predicted model, not a curated record. The coding region runs from base 117 to 791 and encodes 224 amino acids.